CAGCAAGUCCGUCGAGAUGGCCACCCUGGUCGCAUAACGUCAGCGCUUGUCAGUUUGGCAAGCCUAGAUAUACGUGACAAGACAAAACGUCAAACCAUUUCUAUAAGUAUAUGCCACGCUACAUUAUUGACUGAAUUCAUCUAACUAAAGUGUAUUUCUUGAAGUUAUUGGCUAAAUUAUUUUAAAACAAGCAAAGUUCUUUGAUCGGUUAUAAUUUGUACUUGAAAUAAAAGGAAUCACUGAAAAGUACGAUAAUUGACCUAACCUAUAUUAUAUACUAAACUAAUUAUUAUAAUCUGUUUUUUUUAGUUUUGAAGCAUCGCUGAAGUAAAGUGCUAUCGAAAUUCAGUCCGUUUUUCUUCUCUACUGAUCGAAAGAACAAACUUCAAAAUUUUCAAUGUCGGAACCACAUACACCGGAGGUUGAGGUCGAACCAGCCUGUAACUACGCGGCAUGCGAGCACCCGGACAAAGCAGGAGAAUUCGUUCAGUGUGAUAAAUGUGGUUCGUGGUGGCACUUUACUUGCGCCGGUGUCACCGGAUCUAUCGCGGACAGAGCUUGGUCAUGCUCGAAGUGCACCACAACAUCGAUUAUCUCUCCGGGUGGUGAAGGCUCUGCAAGUGCUUUAGCUCGAAACCUAACCCUGCUCAGAGAACGGCACGAGCGCGAGAAGAAAAGGAUGGAGUUAGAGUUGCAACGGAAGUUUCUCGACGAGCAACAGCGCUUAUUGGACAUAUCGGCGGCAGAAGAUGUCGGAAGUACAGGUUCUAGGGUGUUGAACGACUGGUUAAACGGUCACGAAGGAGAAGAAGGCGCGGUAGGAGGUACAGCAAACCCGCCAGCAGCCUCUCAAAUUCAGCCACCAGGGAUUCCCAAAGAACCAGAUGCAGUACAGGUGAUCAAAGAUUUGCAGGCGCAGCUCGCCCAUUAUCAGCGCGCGUCUGUGAUGCCACCACCGCCUCAAAACCAACUAAGCGAGUUGAAUCGUCAGCUAGAACUCUGUAGGGCACAGCUAGAAAAACUCAACAUUCCCGAUUCGCGCCCAGCUGCAGGAAGGCCGAAUGCUACAUCUACGCCGCCAUUCAACGAUCCAUGUGUUCCGUUUAAUACUGAACGGCCGUUACAGCUGCCACGGUUAUUUUCGCAAGGAGUUGUUCCCAAGCAUAUUCCCCGACAAGCGGUAAGUAGGCCCGAACCAGUACCGCUGGAUAGCUCGGUGCCGCCUGCUUUCGCCGAACUGCGGCGCCCUCCGAUAGCGCAUCCAGUCAAUUCAAGCGGCAUAGAAGGAUCCAACAAUUCCGUUGGAAACCCACAGUAUCGUAGGCUCGGGAACUACGUACCACCAAUUGUAGGACCAACUCAGCAGCAACUCGCGGCUCGUCAAUCGCUCGGGCGCGACCUUCCGGUGUUUUCAGGAAACCCCGCUGACUGGCCGAUAUUUAUAUCGAACUACAAUUACACCACUGCCGCUUGCGGAUUCACCGAUGGGGAGAAUAUGCUUCGGUUGCAAAGAUGUCUUAAAGGCGCCGCGUUAGAGAGCGUCCGAAGUCGGCUGGUAUUGCCAGCAGCAACUCCUCAAGUCAUCGAAACGCUCAGGAUGCGUUAUGGGCGACCAGAACUUUUGAUUAACGCUCUACUCGAGAAGGUUCGAUCAAUCCCGGCGCCGAGAUCGGAUAGACUGGACGGACUCAUCGAGUUCGGCGUAGCGGUACAGUCAUUAUGUGACCAUAUAGAGGCUGCUAACGAACACGACCACUUGUCGAACCCGUCGCUCGUGCAGGAGCUAGUGUCGAAACUGCCUGCCGAUCAAAAACUGAUGUGGGCGGGAUACAAACGUGGUGUUCCGAUAGUAAACUUGAAGACAUUCAGCGACUACAUGAUGGAAGUGGUUCAAGAUGCAUCCAGCGUGAUUUCGUUUGAACCAGAAGUUCGGAAACCAGCUAAGAAGGUCACGUCGAAGGGCUUCAUAAAUUCACACAAUGCUGACGUCCCUGAAGAGGCUUCAGGACCCAAGGUCGCUAAACAAAGAGAAUGUAUGGUUUGCAGCAAAUCGGGUCACUAUGUGAAGGAAUGUGGUAUCUUCAAAGCGUAUACUGUCGAUGAACGAUGGCGCAAGGUUCGAGCCUUAGGAUUAUGCCAGAAUUGCUUGUUCGGGCACGGAAGGCGCUCUUGCCGAAUUGCAAGCCGGUGUAAUGUCGAUGGAUGCCAGUUACGUCACCACUCUUUGCUACAUUCGGCGCAGCGCCUGACCCAAGUCGUUGAAAACCAUACCCACCAGCUGAUGGGUUCGAAGGUGCUUUUCCGGAUAAUUCCGGUAACUUUGCACGUGAACUGGCAAACCAACUCGGCGUACAUGGACAUUCGCGGUCUUUGUGUCUUCGUUGGACUGGCAAUACAUCUAGAGUCGAACAUAAAUCCCAAGCAGUGA
Aedes albopictus (Asian tiger mosquito) is the source of this 2428-nucleotide messenger RNA. RefSeq lists its product as uncharacterized. The transcript is spliced from 3 exons. The coding region runs from base 398 to 2428 and encodes 676 amino acids. The record is from RefSeq and is a predicted model, not a curated record. Gene Ontology annotation, molecular function: zinc ion binding; nucleic acid binding. Lineage: Eukaryota; Metazoa; Arthropoda; Insecta; Diptera; Culicidae.